UUCAUACAGUGAAAUGGCAGAAGUCAGUAUGUCAAUGGAUCAGGAUCAGUUCACUUGUCGAGUGUGUCUGGAUCUACUGAAGGAUCCAGUGACAAUACCCUGUGGACACAGUUACUGUAUGGGAUGCAUCUCAGGAAUCUGGAAUCGAGAGGAUCGGAUGGGAAUCUACAGCUGCCCUCAGUGCAAACAGACCUUCACGCAAAGGCCUGUUUUAUACAAAAAUUUGAUGUUUGCUGAAAUGAUGGAGAAACUGAAGAAGACAAAACUCCAAGCUUCUCCUGUUUCUGCUCCUUUUCUUGCUCCCUUUCCUGCCCCUGUUCCUGCUCCCAUUCUUGCCCCUGUUCCUGCUCCUUUUCUUGCUCCCUUUCCUGCCUCUGCUCCCGCUCCUGUUCCUGCUCAUUGUCAAACUGAAUCUGAAGAUGUUCAGUGUGACUCCUGCACUGGAAUAAAACAGAAAGCAGUAAAGACGUGUCUGGAGUGUCGAAACUCUUACUGUCAAAAUCACCUUGAACAGCAUGAGAAUCUCUUCAGAGGUAAAAGACACAAUCUGAUGGAUGCCACUGGACGACUGCAGGACAUGAUCUGCCCUCGACAUGGAAAACUGAUGGAAAUGUACUGCCGUACUGACCAGCGGUGUAUCUGUACAAUGUGUUUGAUGGAGGAACACAAAAAUCAUGAUACUGUAUCAACUGCAGCAGCGAGGACAGAGAAACAGGCACAUUUGGAGGAGACAAAGAAGAAAAUUCAUUGGAGAAUCCAGAAGCGAGAGAAAGAUCUUCAGGAACUGGAAGAAGCUGUGGAGUCUCAUAAGCACUCUGCACAGACCGCAGUGGAGGACAGUGAGAGGAUCUUCACUGAGCUCAUCCGCACCAUUGAGAGACGUGUAAGGACUUAG
Megalobrama amblycephala (Wuchang bream) is the source of this 895-nucleotide messenger RNA. RefSeq names its product E3 ubiquitin-protein ligase TRIM47-like. The coding region runs from base 14 to 895 and encodes 293 amino acids. Lineage: Eukaryota; Metazoa; Chordata; Actinopteri; Cypriniformes; Xenocyprididae. Gene Ontology annotation, molecular function: zinc ion binding. The record is from RefSeq and is a predicted model, not a curated record. The transcript is spliced from 3 exons.